Molecule: messenger RNA, 1464 nt
Organism: Malus domestica (apple)
Lineage: Eukaryota; Viridiplantae; Streptophyta; Magnoliopsida; Rosales; Rosaceae
Product: caffeoylshikimate esterase
Cellular component (GO): membrane
Molecular function (GO): lipase activity
Source: RefSeq, a predicted model, not a curated record
CUGAUAAUUACCCUAUUAUCAAAGUGAAAAAAAUACAAAAAAAAGUCGAGAUAUUACUCGUGCAAUUUUCGAAAAAAGGAAAGUAGAAUUAAAAAUGAAAAAAAAUAAACAUCCUUGAGUCACAAACCUGCUGAACCGAGGGCGAACACAACUCGAGCAAAUCAACAUCAAGCCAACCUAAAAAACAAUGGAAAAGUCAUAUCCUUCUCUCUCAUCACUCAGUCGUCGGCUUCUCUUGAAGCAGAGCAGAGGAGCAAAAGCACUUCCAACGACGGAGGAACAAGAAAUCCUCACCACCACCACCACCCCAACCCGACUCCCCAACUACUGGGGCACCACACCAGAGCAAGACUACUACAAUCUCCAGGGCAUCAAAUCCUCCAAAUCCUUCUACACCUCCCCCAGAGGCCUCAAGCUCCUCACCCGCCAAUGGCUCCCCCUCCGUCGUCCCGUCUUUAUGGUCCACGGCUACGGCAACGACAUCAGCUGGACCUUCCAAGCCACCCCGAUUUUCCUCGCCCAAACCGGCUUCGCCUGCAUCGCUCUCGACCUGGGGCUAGGCGGCUCCGACGGCCUCCGCGCCUUUGUCCCCGACGUUGGCCUUGUGGUCAACGACUGCGUAUCAUUCUUCAAUUUGGUCAAACAGCAGGACCCCCAAUUUCAUGGACUCCGCUGUUUUUUAUACGGCCAGUCCAUGGGCGGGGCGGUUUGCCUCCUCAUGCACUUCGCCGCCCCGCGGCGUCAGAAGAAAUGGGCGAUAGUCCCCACCGCCGACCUGAUUUGGAAGUCAGUGAAGGUGGAGGAGAAGAAGAUCGUGGCGGAGGUGAAUCCGGCGAGGUACCGGGGAAAGCCGAGGCUGGCGGCGGUGGUGGAACUGCUGAGAGUGACGCAGUACGUGAGCGAGGGAUUGUUGGACGUGAGCCUUCCGUUUAUUGUGUUGCACGGCAGCGCUGAUGUGGGGACGGGCCCGGAGGUGAGCAGGGCGUUGUAUGCGGCGGCGAAGAGCGAGGAUAAGACGUUGAAGAUUUAUGAGGGGAUGAUGCAUUCCUUACUCUUUGGGGAGAUUGAUGAGAAUGUGGAGGUUGUGAGGGGAGAUAUUUUGGGUUGGUUGAAUCACCGGUGCGGCGGCGGCGGCAAAAGAGAUGAAUGACGUGAGAUUCUUGCAUUAAUGCCUAAUUGUUACACGUUCAGAGUUCGAUUCACUGGAUUCCCCGCCCUUUCGAACUUAUGUAUAUCUCUAGAACUUACAUUUCACACCGAAGCCAUUCACUUGUAAAUGAGGUCUCAAGGUCGCAGAUUCAGCUCACUCAAAUGGCGAGUUCUUAUCACUGACAAGAACUCGCCAUUUGGUAUCAAAAUACCAAAAAAAACCAAAACCUGGUCUCAGUCAUCCCAUCUCGAAUUGUCACGAAUCAACAGGGCAGCAAAGUAGCAACAAAUCAUUAAAAAAAUAAAAAAAUAAAA